Molecule: messenger RNA, 5017 nt
Organism: Lampris incognitus (smalleye Pacific opah)
Lineage: Eukaryota; Metazoa; Chordata; Actinopteri; Lampriformes; Lampridae
Gene: relch
Product: RAB11 binding and LisH domain, coiled-coil and HEAT repeat containing
Exons: 31
Coding region: 157-3726 (1189 amino acids)
Biological process (GO): intracellular cholesterol transport
Cellular component (GO): trans-Golgi network; recycling endosome
Molecular function (GO): protein binding
Source: RefSeq, a predicted model, not a curated record
AUCCAUUCCACUAAACCAAUCACUGCUCCUCACUCUUUCGCUUGUCAAAUAUAGCAGCCCAACUAGCGCUAGGCUGUUUAGCCCAUCCAUUCCGGAAGACAGGAUUUGACUAGUUCCUUCGCCGAGGUUGGUUAAAAAAAUCGUAGCAGUGCAAAAAUGGCGGCGGGCAACGUCAACCCGUUUAAUCUAAGCGAUUCCGAAGAGGAGGCUGAACGGCGACCGAAUGAAACGGCUGGUACAGAGAGGAGCCCGAGUGACGGGGCGCCAGGCCCCCCACCGGGCAAUCCUUUUUCCCUGCCUGCGGAUGCCGAGCCGCCGGCUGCCCUGCUGUCCGGCACCCGAACGAGCCCCAGCGUUGAGGGCAUCUCCCUGUCGGCCGCAGCCACCGCUGCCACGGCAGGCAAUGCGGAGACACGGGUGUCGGUAGAUGUGAUCGCCGCUCAGCUGCUAAGGGAUCAGUACAUCCUAACGGCUCUUGAGUUUCAUACCGAGUUGUUGGAAGCAGGGAGAGAGCUCCCGAGGCUGAGGGAUUAUUUUUCCAACCCGGGCAACUUCGAGCGACAGAGCGGCACUCCACCCGCUUCCAAAGACCAGGUACUCGGACCUGGAGGACCACUGAAUCGGGCCGGCAGCAUCAGCACCUUGGACUCUCUGGACUUUGCCCGUUACUCAGAUGACGGGAACCGGGAGUCAGAUGAGCGGGUGGCAGUGCUGGAGUUUGAGCUACGGAAAGCAAAGGAGACCAUACAGGCACUGCGCGCCAACUUGACUCAGGCAGCAGAGAGUGAAGUGCCCUCUCAGGAGAGGAAAAACUUCAAGUCGAGUCCUGAGAUACAGGAGCCUAUCCGCCCAUUGGAGAAAAGAGCCUUAAACUUCCUUGUGAAUGAAUAUUUGUUAAAGAAUGAAUACAAGCUGUCCUCCAUUACCUUCUCUGAUGAAAAUGAUGACCAGGACUUUGAAUUAUGGGAUGAUGUGGGCCUCAACAUACCCAAGCCCCCGGACCUCUUACAGCUGUACAGGAACUGUGGUGCCGCUGUCACUUCACCUCGGGAAACAGUUGAUGUGGCAGUGGAGGUGGACUUCGGUGAAUUCCCAGGGAACCACGUCACCCAAGAUACACCAAAAAAGCCUGACCUCUCACAGCAACAACAAACGGAGGUAGUUCAGGAGCUGGAGUACCAGAUCAGUCUUCUCAACACUGAGAAGCAGAGCCUCGCUGAGCAGAUCAAGAAACUGCAGAGUGAGAUUCAGACACUAAAGAGGACUGUUUCAUCCUCACCUCCGGCCACUUUGGACCUGAGCUCGAAGGCUGCACUGACUCCUUCCUCCACUGAGGCUCUCUCUAUGCCCCCAACAGACAACGGCCAGUACCUGGACAUCCGAGGCGUUUCAGAGACUGAGAAGAAUACAGAAAACCACUCCAAUCAGAGUACAUCGCAACCCCAGUCUCAUGGCAAGCUAAACAGCAGGCCUACCGUCCAGUUUGACCAGCCCAACAGGAAGCUUUCCUCAGCCUUCCAGCAGGCCCUGCUGUCCUUCUGCAGAAUGUCCUCAGACAGCCGCCUGGGAGCUGAGGUGUCCCGCAUAGCAGACAGUGAGGAGAGUGUGAUGCUGAUGCUGGGCCGCUGCCUCCCUCAUAUCGUCCCUAAUGUACUCCUAGCUAAACGAGAGAGAAUGGUUGCGCACCUGUGUCAGGAGUUGAUUCCUCUCAUCCUGUGCACGGCCUGUCUCCACCCAGAACCUAAAGAGAGAGACCAGCUCCUCCACAUCCUCUUCAACCUUAUCAAGCGACCAGACGAUGAACAGAGACAAAUGAUCUUGACAGGGUGUGUGGCGUUUGCAAGGCAUGUGGGUCCCACCCGUGUUGAAGCCGAGCUUCUCCCUCAGUGUUGGGAACAGAUUAACCACAAGUAUCCAGAGAGGAGAUUGUUGGUGGCAGAGUCUUGUGGAGCCUUAGCACCAUACCUGCCUAAAGAGAUCCGUAGCUCCCUGGUCCUGUCCAUGUUGCAGCAGAUGCUGGCUGAAGACAAGGCAGACAUGGUCAGAGAGGCUGUGGUCAAGAGUUUGGGUAUCAUCAUGGGUUACAUCGAUGACCCUGACAAGUACUCCCAGGGUUUUGAGCUGAUGCUACUGUCCUUAGGGGAUCCCUCAGAGCGGGUGGUCAGCGCCAUCCACCAGGUCUUCAUCCCUGCCUUUGCUGCCUGGACCACAGAGCUUGGCACCCUGCAAACUGCACUCAUCCCUUCCCUACUGGCACGCAUAGAGAAAUUGCUUGUACAGGGAGAACACGGUUUGGAUGAACACAAGCUACAUAUGUUCCUGUCGGCUCUGCAGUCUCUCAUCCCACCUUUGUUUGCACUGGUGUUGCAGAAUGCACCCUUCACCAGCAGAGCUAAACUCCAUGGAGACAUACCCACUAUUGAGGUGACACGGUUCCCCAGGCCUGCCUCUCCCCUCCAGGAUGUCGCUACCAUCAUAGGCAGCAGGGAGAUGCUGAGCGUCCUGCUUCUUCUCUACAACCACCAGCUAGAGCAUGAAGGAACCACAGGCUGGGACAGCCUGCUAUGGGUGGUCAACCAACUACUUCCCCAGCUGAUAGAGAUUGUGGGCCGCAUCAAUGUGUCCUCAUCAACCUGCGUCCAUGAGUUUUCCCGCUUCUUUUGGCGGUUCUGUCGCACCUUUGGCAAGAUCUUCACUAACACUAAGAUUAAACCACAAUUUCAAGAGAUUCUGCGGCUUUCUGAAGAGAAUGUUGAUGCUGCUGCAGGGAAUGGUAUUCUAACCAAGGCCACAGUCCCCAUCUAUGCCACUGGAGUGCUGACAUGUUAUAACCAGGAGGAGGAUCGCAAGCUGUUGGUGGGUUUCCUAGAGGAUGUCAUGACGACCCUAUCUCUAUCCCACGCACCUCUGGACAGCCUAAAGGCCUCCUUUGUGGAGCUAGGGGCUAACCCAGUAUACCAUGAGUUGUUGCUAACUGUUCUGUGGUACGGAGUGGUCCACACCUCUGCGCUGGUCAGAUGUACUGCUGCUCGCAUGUUUGAGCUGCUGGUGAAGGGGGUGAAUGAGACGCUGGUAGCUCAGAGAGUGGUGCCGGCUCUCAUCACACUGUCCUCCGACCCUGAAAUCUCUGUGAGGAUAUCCACUAUUCCUGCCUUUGGCACCAUCAUGGAGACUGUCACACAAAAAGAGCUGCUUGAGCGGGUAAAGAUGCAGCUAGCAUCAUUCCUAGAGGACCCUCAGUACCAAGAUCAGCACUCUUUGCACAUGGAGAUCAUUAGGACCUUUGGACGGGUCGGACCCAAUGCUGAGCCACGCUUCAGAGAUGAAUUUGUGCUACCCCAUCUCCAUAAGCUAGCGCUCGCUAAUAACAGCCAGGCAGUGGAGAGUAAAAGGAUUGACAUCGCGACUCAGUUGUUUGAGGCCUACAGCGCCCUGUCCUGCUGCUUCAUCUCUGAGGAGCUGAUGGUGAACCACUUCCUGCCUGGCCUCAGGUGUCUUCGGGCAGACAUGGAGCAGCUCUCACCCGAGCAUGAGGUCAUUCUGAGUUCUAUGAUCAAAGAGUGCGAGAUCAAGGUGGAGAACAGGGGCAUUGGAGAUGCACAAGGCUCGAUGUCCAUCGCAUCCAGCUUGGUAGGUGAGGAUGCCAAGACCAAGUUUCUGAGUAAGAUGGGCCAGCUGACCACCUCUGGCGCGAUGCUGGCUAAUGUCUUCCAGAGGAAGAAGUGAUCAGUCAUCUUAAUUGGCUGCCCACUGCACAUAUCCCAUGAGCCUCUGCUCUCUAUGGGACCAUCCCGCCCAGGACCACAGUCAUAGGGGAGCAUCUCAUCUCAGUACACUGCUAUACUUCAACUUAAGAUCACAAAACCUGAUGCGUCAGGCGUUUUUAAUUCGCGAGAAGACGGGUCGCCAGAUAUUGUAAUUUGACGUAACACGGCAAGUCCAGUGGACUUAAUCGUGAUUCGAAGUUGAUCCCGAACAUUUUGCGCGGUAUAGGCUGAGUUUUUCUCCCCUGCUCGUCUCCUUUCCUUGGUCCUUAAGCGUAACAACAGGAUGAGCGAGGGUUGAAGUGUUAUGAUUUUCUUUUAUGCACUAGUGUUGUUAACGUUGUCAUUCCAGGUGAAAGAGGGGGAACAAAAGGGAGAGGCCGAACAGUAUUAAGAUUCACUCGGACUGAUAACAAGGGUCUGGUUUCAUAUAUAUAUAUAUAUAUAUAUAUAUAUAUAUAUAUAUGAGGCCCUAUUUCUGAAUUUCAGUGUCACCUUGGAACUUACUUUUUUCUUCCUUCAGAGAUGCUUCAUUUGUUUCUGGGGAAACAAUACCCUAACUUUGGCCUAUCGGAUUUCCUUUCAAGUUUAAAACGGGCACAAUUUUGGAGCCAAAGGUUUUACUGCAUCUAUAUAAGUUACUGCUUGCAGAGUGAGGUUGUGUGUUCAUAAGGAAUUGUACUGGAACAUUUGGACUCCAAAAUGGCGCUGUCUGUUAAGAUUGCCCCUGUAUGGCUCAGAAGAAUAUCGCCUACUUGAAGUUAAAAAAAAAAAUAUUGACAUGCCUUUCUUUAUUUCCUCAAUGUUUGUCUCUGGUCUUUGUUUUGAAAGUUUCUAUUUUAUAACUUAUUUAUGUCUUAAUGAGAAAAAUUGCAUACUUUAUUUCAACCUCCAAAGAAAUUUGCACUCCACUUUAUUAUUUUUUUUUCUUUUAUCUCAGAGUCUUACACAUGAUGAGGAAAAUGAUCACUACAUUUUUUUUUGUCUGUAAUAAGAUGUUUCAAGAGGACAGCGAUUACCUUCCUUUCCGUCAUGUCUUGGCUCUCUGUGUUGCACUGUCUCUCUGACAAUUUUUUUUUUUUCUAAAAUGGAUAAUCUGCUGCAGGUUAUUUUUUCUCCUUUUUUUUUGUUUUCUUUGUUUUGUUUUUGGAUAUGCUCUGAGACAGAGUAAAUAACUGUAUCAUACACUGAAGUGAAAAUGAUGGUACCCAUAUUAUGUAUAUUUGAAAUUGGUGUCACGGCAUAAUAAAUGA